Molecule: messenger RNA, 1875 nt
Organism: Strongyloides ratti
Lineage: Eukaryota; Metazoa; Nematoda; Chromadorea; Rhabditida; Strongyloididae
Product: Acetylcholinesterase
Exons: 4
Coding region: 1-1875 (624 amino acids)
Biological process (GO): acetylcholine catabolic process; choline metabolic process
Cellular component (GO): plasma membrane
Molecular function (GO): acetylcholinesterase activity
Source: RefSeq, a predicted model, not a curated record
AUGAAACCAAUUAUUGAAGAAAAUAAUUUUGAUGAUGUUACUGUUAAAACUAAGUAUGGUACAAUUAUUGGUAUUAGGCAGAUAUUUAAUAAAACAAAAAUUAAUGUUUAUCUUGGUGUUCCAUUUGCCCAACAACCAGUAGGAAAAUUACGUUUUGGAAUUCCAAAACCAUUACCAAUACCAGGUUGGGAUGGAAUUUUAAUUGCUGAUAAACAUACUAGUACAUGUAUAUUAACACCAGAUAAAAUGUUUCCACAAUUUCCUGGAGCAGAAAUGUGGAAUCCAACUAAUUCAUUAGAUGAAAAAUGUUUAGCUUUAAAUAUUUGGAUACCACAAAAUCAUGAUGGUAAAGUUAUGGUUUGGAUUUAUGGUGGUGGUUUUUUUUCUGGAUCACCAUCAUUAGAUUUAUAUGAUGGAAGAGUUUUAGCUGAAAAAGAAAAAGCAAUUAUUGUUAAUAUUAAUUAUCGCCUUGGUCCAUUUGGUUUUUUGUAUUUUGGUCCAAAUACAAAAGUACCUGGAAAUAUGGGUCUUCUUGAUCAACAAAUGGCAUUAAAAUGGGUAUAUGAAAAUAUUGGUGAUUUUGGUGGAAAUCCAAAUAAAAUAACAUUACUUGGUGAAAGUGCUGGUGCUGCAAGUGCUACAUCACAUUUAUUUGCUCCUGAUAGUGAAAAAUAUUUUAAUAAAAUUAUUGUUAAUUCAGGUACUAUAACAAAUUCUUGGGCAACUAAAUCUAAAGAAAUUAGUCUUAAAAUAUCAUUACAAUUAGCCAUUAGAAUGAAUUGUACAGAUGGUUUAGGAUUAUCUGAAUCAGAAAUAAUAUUAAAUAAUAUUAAUAAUGUCAUACAAUGUCUUUAUAUGGCAUCACCAUACAUUAUUCAACAAGAAAGUGAUAUAAUAACACUUGGUAUGCCAGUACCAAUGACAUUUCCAUUUACACCUGUUGAAGAGGAUGUAAAUUUUUUCAAAGGUAAUAUUCAUGAAAAAUUAGCUAAAAAUGAUUUUAAAAAAAAUGUAAGUGUUAUUAUUGGAUCAGUUAAAGAUGAAGGAACAUAUUGGUUACCAUAUUUUCUUUAUCAUGAAAAACAUGGUUUAAAAUUUAAUCAUACAAUUAGUUCAGAUGAUAUAGAAAAUCAAGCAUUAAUAAGUGAUGAUCAAUAUAGAAAUUCAUUUAAAGAAUUUUCACCAUAUUUUGGUGAUUCACCACUUAUUAAUCAUGCCUUAAUUGAUGCUUACUCUUUUGCUUCAACAUCAAAUAAUGAUAAAGAAAGAAAAAGAGAUGGUAUUGCUAGAUUUGUUGGUGAUUUUUUCUUUACCUGUUCAUUAAUUGAUUUUGCUGAUAAAUUAUCUGAUAAUAUUUAUGGACCUAUUUUUAUGUAUUAUUUUACCAAAAGAUCUACUGCCAAUCCAUGGCCAAAAUGGAUGGGUGCUAUGCAUGGUUAUGAAAUUGAAUAUAUUUUUGGAAUGCCUUUUAGGAGACCUGAAUUGUAUAAGAAGGAUGCUUUAGAUAUGGAACAAAAAUUUUCACUACAAAUAAUGAAAUUAUGGAGUACUUUUGCUAAUGAUGGAAAAGUUUAUGAUAGUUGGUCAAGAUAUAAUAAAGUUACCAGAGAAGCAAUUGUUCUUGAUGACUUUAUAUCACAAAAUAGGAGUCCAAAAAAAAUAAGAGAUAUUCAUGGUCAUUUUUGUAAAUUAAUUGAUGAAGCAAAAGUUUUAUCAAUGUCAACAAUGAAAAGAAAUCCUUAUUUAGCUACAGCUGAUUAUAAAAUAAGGCAAAAAUUCAAUGAAAUAUCUUCAUCUACAUCAAAACUUCUACCUUCAGUAUUAUUAUUGAUAAUUGGAAUAAUACUAAAAUCUUCUCAACAAUUCAUCUUCUGA